Molecule: messenger RNA, 1781 nt
Organism: Notothenia coriiceps (black rockcod)
Lineage: Eukaryota; Metazoa; Chordata; Actinopteri; Perciformes; Nototheniidae
Gene: pdhb
Product: pyruvate dehydrogenase E1 subunit beta
Exons: 11
Coding region: 53-1135 (360 amino acids)
Biological process (GO): pyruvate decarboxylation to acetyl-CoA
Cellular component (GO): pyruvate dehydrogenase complex
Molecular function (GO): pyruvate dehydrogenase (acetyl-transferring) activity
Source: RefSeq, a predicted model, not a curated record
UCCUGACCUACGUAGAGUCCCCGCCUUGUCUCCGACAGAGGACAGGUUCAACAUGGCGGCUUCAGUGAGAUGCUUUCUCCGCUCAGGAAAGAAUGCCGUGUCGGCUCUGGGACAGCGAGGGUUCCAUAAAAGCGCUCCGGCCGCCGUACAGAUGAUGGUCCGUGAUGCGCUGAACCAGGCGAUGGACGAGGAGCUGGAGAGGGACGAGCGGGUGUUCCUGUUGGGUGAGGAGGUGGCGCAGUACGACGGAGCUUACAAGGUGAGCAGGGGUUUGUGGAAGAAGUACGGAGACAAACGUAUCAUCGACACUCCGAUCACAGAGAUGGGGUUUGCCGGCAUUGCAGUAGGAGCUGCUUUUGCUGGCCUGAGACCGAUCUGUGAGUUCAUGACCUUCAACUUCUCCAUGCAAGCCAUCGAUCAGGUCAUCAACUCUGCAGCCAAGACGUACUACAUGUCAGCCGGGCAGCAGUCGGUGCCCAUCGUGUUCAGAGGCCCCAACGGAGCGUCCGCCGGCGUCGCUGCGCAGCACUCGCAGUGCUUCGCUGCAUGGUAUGGCCACUGUCCCGGUCUGAAGGUCGUGAGUCCCUGGAGCGCAGAAGAUGCUAAAGGCCUCCUGAAGUCUGCCAUCAGAGACAACAACCCUGUUGUGUUCUUGGAGAACGAGCUGAUGUACGGCGUUCCCUUCGAGAUGUCAGAGGAGUCGCAGUCCAAAGAUUUCACCAUUCCUUUCGGCAAGGCCAAGGUCGAGAGACAAGGCACUAGUAUCACUCUGGUCACUCACUCUCGGUAUGUCAGUCACUGCCUGGACGCUGCUGCUGUCCUCGCCAAGGAGGGAAUCGACUGCGAGGUGAUCAACCUGCGGUCAAUCCGCCCUCUGGAUGUGGAGUGUAUCGAGACCAGCGUGAUGAAGACCAACCACCUAGUGACGGUGGAGGGAGGCUGGCCUCAGUUUGGGGUCGGGGCCGAGAUCUGCGCCAGGGUCAUGGAAGGUCCCGCCUUCAACUUCCUGGACUCUCCGGCCACCAGGGUGACGGGCGUCGACAUCCCCAUGCCGUACGCCAAAAUCCUGGAGGACAACAGUCUGCCGCAGAUCAAAGACAUCAUAUUCUCUGUCAAAAAGACCCUCAAUGUCUGAAACACACACACAAGACAAACCCACCUGAACCCUCUAUGUCUUGUUCACACAGACGAUGGAAACAUCGCCUGGUAAAACGUUUGAACCAUGUGUAAAUAUAGCCAAACGGUCCCCUUUUAAAAACGCUCCAGAUUGUAAUGUUUUUUUCGCCAGGUGUUGGUCAAUGAAGCGCACAAUUCUCUUUCUGCAGCUGCAGCAGCGGACACACAGAGUCGAUCAAAUAUUCGUCUGUCAAUCGCUCACACAUUUGACUGAACUCUGUGUGGCACUGGCUGCUCUCUCCACUUCUCCUUCAAAAUAAAAGUUGCUAUAUCCUGUAGGGUUUCUGUGUUUCUAAGAAAGUUUGGUAACAACAAAACUGCUGAAUUUGAUCCUGCAAGCUUUCAAAAUGUAGACUUGCAGACUGAUGAAAACUUCCUUCUCUUGUAGUUCUGUUGUUAUUAAACUCCAUUAUAUUUCUAACUACCAAAAAAUGUCAUAUUCAGUCUAUUAACUGAACUUCCUCACACUGACUCGAGUUUGUCUCUAAAGAAUCAAAGUGCAGAAAGAGAAUAGUAGAGAAUAUUUAUUGUAGCUGCAGCAGCUCUGUGGAUGUUUUUGUUGCUGUAAAUGAAUCUGUUACAGAAAUAAAAACCUUUCAACCCUU